GAACUUUUGCGUAUUUCCGGUAGAUUUACGCUUGUUUUUUCCCUUCGCGCAUGGUCGGGGACUUGUGUAAAUGUCGGACUUCGGGUGCCGUGUAAUCUGACUGCACACUUCAGCCGUCGAGUUUGUGUGAGGAAACAUUGGCAAAGGAAUAAAGCUGGAACUGGAAGACGGUGACCCGCCCCAGACCUCCAGGAUGGAGGCAGUGCUGCCAGAGGUCCAUCUGACAAACACCGGAGAAACCAGUCUCGGUUCCCUAAUGUGCAAGCGGGAGAGGUCACGCUUCGAUACGUCGCUGGGUAUCUUGACCCGGAAGUUUGCAGAACUCCUGAGGUGCUCCACCGAUGGGGUUUUGGAUUUAAACGUAGUGUGUCGGGAACUUGGCGCCUCUAAGAGGCGCAUCUAUGAUAUCACAAACGUCCUUGAAGGGAUCCAGCUCAUCAAAAAGAAGUCUAAAAACCACAUCCAGUGGUGGGGCGGACAACUGAGUGAAGACUAUCAGCCUGUGCUAAAGGCUCUUGGCGAGGAGGAGAGGAAGCUGGACGAGCUGAUCCAAAGCUGUACGGAGCAGAUUCAUGAGCUGUGUGAGGACUGCCACAGUCACAGAUACGCCUAUUUGACUUACAAGGAUAUCUAUAGGAUUCCCACUCUGAAAGAUCAGACUGUGAUCGUGAUCAAAGCCCCCGCAGAGACUCAACUCGUAGUGCCACACCCAGACGAGAGCCUGCAGAUCCACCUCAGCAGCACUCAGGGACCCAUUGAUGUGUUCAUGUGCUCCGAUGAGCCCCUCCCCAUCGAAGCCACAGGUUAUUCAGCUGCUGACGAGGGCAGUGGAAGUUAUUUAAAUGACAGCGACUCCAUGCUCGAUUUGCCCUUCGCGGCCUUCGCUCAGUCUUCCAGAGGUGAGUCUUGUGUUUGAGCGUCCUGUCGCUCUGGUGCCACAGAGGACGAGGAAACGACGUAUCCCCGUAACCGCGUUGCUGUCACAGGAGCCUUGAACGGUACUGUGCCCAGCUCCAACUCUGGUUUGAGAUUUUUGGGUGAUUUUGAUCACUUUCUUCCUCACCGGUGUCUCCUCAUUCACACUCCCGUGUCAUUCCAGAAAACGCUAACAGCAGUUGUGGAAUUGAUAAUCUCUCAAAGCUUCAGUCUGAGCCGACACAGCAGCGCUCUCCUAUGCCCUCCACUCUCACCUCCCCCCAGCCCCCCUCUGAGUGCAGUUUUGUUGCUCUCAGUCCCCCUGUGGCCUUCUCUCACAAUGAGGAGGGCUGCUUUGUGAGCGUGGCUGACGGGGAGGGCAUCACUGACCUCUUCUCCUCUGUCGACUUGGACCAGUUGCCUCUGGAUAUUCCGCUUCUCUGAACAGAUAUGAAGGAAUAAAUGGAAUUUCCAUGUAAAUGGGAUAUUAACGGGAUCCAAUAAACUAGUUGAAGGAGCCAAACUAGUGAAGGAGACUUCCAUGUAAUUCCAUUGCCAUCCAGGCCUCUUUUCUUCUCUUUUGGACUGGAGCUGACACACACUCUGAGGCAGGUUGUUUCUGUUUUUGAGGCCUUUUUGACAGCUCUUCUCCACAAUGUCAGUAUUUCAGUGUCAACAAAAAGGACUGAUUUGAACCCAGAGCUUUGUCAGUUACAGGGACACUGUGAACUGGUCUGGAGAGGUGACGUACACCAAAGGUUUAGAAGUCUGUCCAAAGUCAUUCAUUAGACUCUUGCUGCUUGUGUUGGAGCUCUGUGAUGACAAACAGCUGCAGAUAGCAUUCGUACACAACUGUUUGAUGAACAUUGUUGUGCUUUAUUACUGAUUCACUCGACUUGUUGGAGACACUAAUGCAGAUUUGUCUUAGUUACAGCUGGUCUUGUAUUACCUUGCAGUGAUGCGUUUAAAGCAAACCUGUCCAUUAUUUGGCCUUCUCCCAUCCAGGUUUUUCAUUUCAGAUGCCUUAAGUCAGGACGAUUUAUCGGUCCAGGCACGUGCUCUCAUUGCCCUCAGAUUUAUCGUAUUGCAUCGAGGUCAUUUGAAUCGUCUCGAUGUGCAGUUUAAGACUGAGUUUGCGGCUCAGCGUGACGGAAUAAAGAUUUUGGCUAUGAAGCCGUUUGUGAUGACAUAACAAAGUAACAGGUGAAUGUUGAUUGGUUAGGCUAUGACCAAUGACUGUUAAGGUUUACUGAUGUGUUGGAACAGUGCAUUACUCUGUGCUACUUAGACUGAACGCCUCAUAGCACAGUGUGCUAUAAGCCCAUGUUGGCUUUUCUCAGGGUUCCAGUAGCUUUUACACCUGGUGCAAUUUCAUAAGUUAAAGGCUGAUUCAUACACAGUAUUUACCAAAGCCCCACUGAUGUAGGAUGACUAAGACCUAAACUGAUAUCUGGCAAUUUAAAAAUCCAACUUAUAAGCAGCAAUAUUUAGCAUAACCACAUUUCCAUAAGAUUUGGCACAUGUAGUUUAAAAGCACUCUAACUGGAGGUGCUCAGAUCAGCUGCUUGUUGUCUGUGGUGUAACAAACAGGUGUUGCUUACCGAGAAGUCACAGAGGAGUGAUCUCUGAACUAAAAGUUUGCAACAUCAACACUCAAAAUAUGCUCUACAGCCAUGUCUUCUUUCCACUUUUCAACUUUAAUGCGCGAUUAGGAAUGCUGAUAUCGGCUGAUAUCUGUCGGGCUCUGGUAUUUACAAUGUUGUCCAGAGUUUGACAUGUACGAGAGCUUUGCUUUAAUAUUGAUCGCCAGUUUAAAAUGACACUAAUUAUGAUGGCGGACAUUUCAGCAGGUCACUUUCUCAGGUACCGCCGCGGCCUGUAUGCGCUCUCUUAGCUGUUAAGAGGAGCAGGAUUGUCUGAUGAUGACACGCUGAACCACUAAAAGCACCGAGGAGAGGCUCUACCAUUUAAAGCCCGUUCUUGUUUACAGAACAUUUUAAAUUGUGCCUUUUUCACGGCGCACACUUCAGCGAGGUUGUUCGGCGCCACUAAAAACAAACGCGUUGCAUUCGGGUGAACUGUUUUGUCAUCGUUCUCGGAGAAUGAAAGGGCUUCUGCUGAUGAAAGGACUGUAACACUAAACCCUUUUCAUGCUCACUUGAGCAUCUCUCAUGAACGCUCACCAGAAUUCUUGUCAUUUGUUGUCUGUAUCAAACUAGGACAGCGCCCGGCUCGAGUGGCUAAACUGCUGUAUUUACGAGGCAUUGAACGGCUAACCACUGUUGGCACUCAUAUCUGGUGUUCUGUAAUCCACAGAGUGGGCUAGUCUCUUCACGAUGUGUGUUAUGUUUGCUUGGCAGAGUCGGGAGGCUGUGAAAGGAAAAACUGUUUUCUGUGUUUUUAACAAUUCGACACUAAGAUCUAAUUGAAAGCUUCAGGUUUUUCCCCUCAUGUUAUUUUUACUGUUGUUCACGUAUUCGCAUCAGUUUUGUGUUCAGUUAGAUUCAUUCUCACUCGAGAGCCUCCUUUUACCACUGAUUCUGUCCCUCUUAUGCUCCUUUGUAGCCAGAAGACCUCUGCUGAGGGUCGCCUUCUCAUUUCUGUUAAAUAUUGUAUCAAAACUUGAAUAAAUUUGAACUCAUUUACUUAUUAAUAAA
Neolamprologus brichardi is the source of this 3572-nucleotide messenger RNA. Lineage: Eukaryota; Metazoa; Chordata; Actinopteri; Cichliformes; Cichlidae. The record is from RefSeq and is a predicted model, not a curated record.